This is a messenger RNA of Heterotrigona itama, 935 nucleotides long. The record is from the annotation of a GenBank genome assembly. NCBI's taxonomy places the organism in Eukaryota, Metazoa, Arthropoda, Insecta, Hymenoptera, Apidae.
AUGAUUCGCGAAGUUAGAGUCAGUGAGUUCGCCGAUCGUUACUUAAACGCGCGCAUCGAUAGUCUUUUAUCUUCCUUUUCUCAUAUUUUUCCUUGUUCAAUACUCAUUUUCGGUAUUAGAGUCAGUGCUCAAGAGAAUGAGGCCUCUACAGGAGAUCAAGAUCGUAAGUAUAAUUUUAUAUAUCUCAAUUUAUUCAAUUUUUCAAAUUUAACAACAAAAUACAUAUAAUAUUUGAUGUUUUGUUGCAGAUGCUUCACAUCAGCAUUAAUUUUUUUAUAUUUUUUGGGAAAAAUCCAAUGGUGGCUCUAAAGCCAAGAAUGUAAGAAUCUUUCAUUAUCUCCAAUUUAAGAUUUUGCUUUGCUUUUAAAUAUGAAGUCUAAUGUUUAAUCUUUUGUUAUAGGUUUUCUACAGUCUCCAAUUUCCCUAAUCCUCCAAGAAUUUUACGAUGCUUCAAAAGCUAAAAAUGUGAGUAUUUUAAUAUAUUGUAUUUAAAUUCUAUUCUUUGUAGUUCUUUUCUAUUGAAGUCGAAUGUAAAAUUAUAAUUACAAAAUAAAAACACUUAAAAUUAUUAGUCCUAAUUCUUAAUUAUUAAAAUUUAAAGUUUCACAAAUAACGUUGCAUUCUUUGUUUGUUUUUUAAGAAAUUUUUCUCGGCGUUCACUUCCAUCAUGGAUUCUACUUGAUGAGGAUCUUCACGACUUUCCCUGCUCCAGUACAGCAUCGAUGAUAACGAUUCUUCACAUCUAUCCUGUGAGUCGCAUGCAUUUAUGUUCCUCCAGUCGCUCAAUCAUGUCGGGUGACUGGUUGUAUACGUAGAAUUUUUUAUGAGUAUAGUGACCGCGGGUAUUUUUUAUACCCGUGAGUAGUAACAUUUUUUCUAUGUAUUAGAUCAGGAUAUGGCUUCUUGCACAUCGCGAAUUAGGAUUCAUAUCGAAU